CAAUCUUAUUUAAUUCUUACUCUUUCGCUUCGCGCCUUGUUGAUAACGCGUGUUUCAAUAUGCCUCGAAGAAUAUUCGUUGUCGGCGUUGGAAUGACGAAGUUUGUUAAACCAAACACUGGGGGUGAUUAUCCGGAAUUCGCUAAGGAAGCAGCUUUAGAUGCCAUAGCCGAUGCUGGAAUAAAAUACGAAGAUAUAGAACAAUGCGUUUGCGCUUAUGUAGCAGGAGACUCAACUUCUGGCCAAAGAGUCUUAUACCAAAUAGGGAUGACAGGCAUACCCAUAUAUAACAUCAAUAAUAAUUGCUCAACUGGUUCAAGUGGACUAUUUUUAGCUAAACAACUCAUCGAAGGUGAUAUAUCUAAUAUAAUAAUGGUGUUAGGCUUUGAAAAAAUGAAGCCUGGUGCGCUUAAAGGAAACUAUACAGACAGAGCUGCACCUUUAGAAAAACAUAUCCAGAAAAUGGGCCAGAUGAUAAAGAUACAACCUGGGCCUAUGACACCACAGUACUUUGGUAAUGCUGGCAUAGAACAUAUGAAGAAAUAUGGGACAACAGAACUGCACAUUGCGAAGGUUGCUGCAAAGAAUCAUCGUCAUGGAGCGAGAAAUCCACGCGCUCAGAACAGGAAAGCUUAUAAUGUUGACGAGGUUUUGAAAUCGAGGAAGAUUUACGGUCCACUGACGAAAUUGGAGUGUUGCCCAACGAGUGACGGAGCUGGCGCAGCAAUUUUGAUGUCCGAAGAUGCAGUAAUAAGGUUCGGUCUUCAACAUAAGGCAGUCGAGAUUUUAGGAAUGGAAAUGGCCACUGAUACUCCUUCAUUGUUUAGAGAUAAGAGUUUCAUAAAAAUUGUUGGCUAUGAUAUGACUGUUAAUGCUGCUAAGAGACUCUAUGAAAAGACUGCAGUUUCACCAAAAGAGGUGGAUGUGGUGGAACUUCAUGAUUGCUUCGCUACAAAUGAGAUUAUUACUUAUGAAGGUCUACAAUUGUGUGGGGAAGGGCAAGCAGGGAAGUUUAUAGAUGCUGGUGAUAAUACUUAUGGGGGGCAGGUGGUAGUAAAUCCCAGCGGUGGGUUGAUAGCUAAGGGGCAUCCACUGGGCGCGACUGGAUUGGCUCAGUGCGCUGAACUGGUGUGGCAACUCAGAGGAGAAGCUGGUGAAAGGCAGGUGCAAGACGCUAGAAUUGGUCUGCAACACAAUUUGGGCCUUGGUGGGGCAGUGGUGGUUGCGAUGUAUAAAAAAGGCUUUGCUGCUACACCACAGAGAAAUAUAUCGUCAAAAUUGUGAAUAUAUUUGUAAUUGUAAACUUUAUUUAAUUAUAACAGUAUAUUUGAAAUGUCGAUUUGUGAUAAAAUAUGUGGUAACCUAUC
Diatraea saccharalis (sugarcane borer) is the source of this 1366-nucleotide messenger RNA. NCBI's taxonomy places the organism in Eukaryota, Metazoa, Arthropoda, Insecta, Lepidoptera, Crambidae. The record is from the annotation of a GenBank genome assembly.